AUGCCUAAUAUCGAACCGGACAAGAUCACCCCCGAAAACGUUGCCGAGCUUCUUAGAGAUGAUGCCGCCGUCAAAGUCGCGGGCCUCGACGUGGAUGGCAUGCUCCGCGGCAAGCUCAUGGCCAAGAAAAAGUUCCUAUCUGUCGUUCACACUGGAUUCGGGUUUUGCAGCGUCCUUUUUGGAUGGGACAUGCACGAUCAGACCUACAGGAGGGAGCUGGGAAUCAGCAACAAAGAGAAUGGAUACCACGACAUAAUAGCCAAGGUAGACUUAGCGAGCUUUAGGAGAAUUCCUUGGGAGAAUGAUGUGCCUUUCUUCCUGGUGAGUUUCUUCGACCCGGAUACUGAGGAGAGCUUGAGCGCAUGUCCAAGGAGCGUGUUGAAACGGGCGGUGGAUAAGCUGGCGGGUGCGAAUAUGAGUGCUAUGGCAGGAGAAGCAUCGGUUGCGUCAUCCGGGAUGUCGCAGGAUCCCCCUCCACAAGCCAUGGCUUUCCUGCGUGACAACCCGCCUUGGAAGCUACCUGCCAUGACGGAGGGAAUGUUCGGAUAUAGCAUUUCGAGACCAACCCAUAAUAAAGACUACUAUUACGAGACCUUCAAAACUUGCGACCAGUUCCGAUGCCCCAUUGAGGGCUGGCACACGGAGAGCGGGCCAGGUGUAUUCGAGGCGGCACUCUGUUUCACGGAGAUCUGUGAAAUGGCCGACCGAGCCGCACUUUUCAAGUACACGGUCAAGUCUCUUGGAACCAAAUACGGCGUUCUCCCCUGCUUCAUGGCCAAACCACGAGCCAACCUCCCGGGCAACUCCGGCCACAUGCACAUCUCCCUCGUAUCCGCCAGUUCACCAUCUAUGAAUCUCUUCGUCCGCGAUUCCCCUGACCCGAACCCUCCCUACCCCGACCUCGUCUACCUCAGCGACACCGGCCGGCAAUUCCUCGCCGGCGUGCUUCAGGCCCUCCCCGAGAUCAUGCCACUUUUCGCUCCCACGGUGAAUAGCUACAAACGGUUGGUGGAGAACUUCUGGGCCCCGGUGAGCGUGUCGUGGGGACUGGAACAUCGCGCCGCCUCGGUGCGAGUCAUAACGCCCCCAUCCUGCUCUCCGAAGGCAACGCGGUUGGAGAUCCGAACGCCGGGUGCGGAUACUAAUCCAUAUUUCGCUCUGGCGGCCAUCCUCGCGGCGGGCUAUCGAGGCAUCGAAAAAAAAUUGGAUAUUGCGAACGCGGAAGGCGUCCCGCCGCCCCUGAGCAGGGGAGAUGGGAUGGGAGGUGAGGCGGAUCGGGGUGAGAGGUUGGCGAAGGGGCUGGGUGAGGCGACGAGACGGUUCAAAGAAGGCAAAAUUGCAAGGGAGCUGUUUGGCGAUCAGUUCGUCGAGCAUUUUGCUGGGACGAGAGAACAUGAGUGGAGACUAUGGGAGGAGGCGGUUACGGAUUGGGAGUUCCAACGAUAUGUUGAGACGGUCUAA
Molecule: messenger RNA, 1461 nt
Organism: Eremomyces bilateralis CBS 781.70
Lineage: Eukaryota; Fungi; Ascomycota; Dothideomycetes; Eremomycetales; Eremomycetaceae
Product: glutamine synthetase/guanido kinase
Exons: 4
Coding region: 1-1461 (486 amino acids)
Molecular function (GO): glutamine synthetase activity
Source: RefSeq, a predicted model, not a curated record